Molecule: messenger RNA, 1890 nt
Organism: Silurus meridionalis
Lineage: Eukaryota; Metazoa; Chordata; Actinopteri; Siluriformes; Siluridae
Exons: 4
Coding region: 1159-1611 (150 amino acids)
Source: RefSeq, a predicted model, not a curated record
CACACACACACGUUUGGUACUUCCUGCGUAAAAGUUGGUGGUCUCGUGUUGAAGAUGUGGUGAAAUGCAUUGUGUAGAUGAGAAAACAGUAACAACAGGAAACUCGCACCACACGAUCCUUACUGGCAUCCAAACAUUCUCCUCAUCUCAUUAUCUUUUACUAAAGUCACACUGAAACUUUUGGGGACAUUUGGAAUAAUCAGUAUUUUACUAUUUCCUUUAGAAUCAACAAAAUCGUGCAAUUUGCAUUUUUUUCCAUUAUUAUCAUGUUUUCUUUACAUCACUGCAGGUGGGUUUGAUAACUGAGGUGUGUGUUUUCAUGAGGCUUCAUCUUCUCAUGGUUUCUUUGUGUGUGGUUCUUUUGUCUUCUCCCCUUAUAGAUUUUAUUCCAGCAUCCUUCAUAUAUAAAUUAGAGGAGGGUUGAUGAACGGCACAAAGCAGGGUGUAUGAGAGCGACUGAUUGUUAGGAUGGAACCUGUUGUUCACUUUUUGAAGAGAUAUGUGGGACGUUUUGGGAUGUUUAAUCUUGUUCUCUUGGCUCUGUUUUAAAAAGCACAGUUUUAAAACAGAUUUUUUAAAUAUUCAUAACAUUACAAUUCAAACAACUCAGAAACAGUGUAUGUUAAUCGACAGGAAGUUGGAUAUGUAAUAAAGGUUAUACUGUAUGUAAUGUGUGUUGGCAGGGCAGAGUCUCAGAGCUGCUCUGGUUGGAGUCGUGGUCUCUGGAGUGAAGCAUCCCUGGGUUGAGUCUUUAGCUUUAGAGAUUCAAACAAGAGAGAACUUUUGGAUUUCUGUUAUUUCAGUAUCUUGAGAUUGUAACAAUAAUCACUUAUAAUUAGCUCAGAUUUCUAUUUUGUCAGAUUGUGAAUCGGUCAGGAACGAGACAUGAUCACGCUGUUGGGGGAUUAAGUGUGUUAUUCUGCUGUUAUUAUACUAAAUCAGAAAAAAUGCUACUUCCUGUGUAAAUGCUGACGUGUUGGUAUUGAAGGCGUGAUGAAAGACAGGAUGCAGAGUAUAAAGUAGGUAACAGUGAAAACAGGAAGCUCAGACAUCACAAAUCUCAUCUCACGAUGGCUGGAUUUACUAAGAUUUUUCUGAAACAGUUUAAGGGGUUGGGGCUGGUCACCAUGCUGCUCCUCGCUUUGGAGAAAGUGGGAGAUGGGGAAGCAGAAGAAGAAGAUGAUUACAGUUAAAGAAACCUGCACAUGCCCAAGGAUCUGCUACACCAUCAUUGCAGUCCUCAUCUGGUUGAUGCUGUUAUUAAUGGAUGGCCGAUACGUUGCCUGUGGGACUUCAAAUUGGGACGGUGUGUACACAAAGACGGACAAUUUAGCGCUCACACAGUGGUGCAGGCCGAAUAAUGAGUCAUCAGUGUCGGAGAAGGAGCUGAGGAUUGUGACUGCAGUGUUCUGGUCUCAGGUUGUAGGUUCAAGUUUGAUUGUGGUCAUCGCCAUUUCACUUGUUUGCUUUUUUUUUGCAUUCAAUAAUAAUGAAAAUCAAGCAGUGGACAGUGUUGAAAUGGAAGCUUCGGAAAACAGCAAAAUUAAACUGCAUGCAUCAGUUAGCAAGAAGAAGCUUGUCUUUGAAAUCGAGGAGGAUUCGUCCACGUAAACACAUUCUCUUAUUCAGUGUGUAGUCUUCCUGCAGUAUUACACUAAAAUGACCCAAUGCCUUACAGAAGUCUAUUUAAAGUUUAUUACUACUUCAUUUACUCUGUUUAUUAUCUAGCGAUUUGGAUGUAAUUAAAAUAAUAAACGUAUAUAUUAAGUAAAGAUUUCUUACUUGUCAGGUUGGUAAGUUAGAGCUGAUUUCACUGUUAUGGAUUGUGAAGUGUCUUUUGUUUGCUGCUGUACUGUAACACCUCAAACACAUUAAAUAUCAUUCUCUCUC